UAAGGUAUCCUGUUUCCAGUUCUGAAAUACGUCUGCGCCCCACCUAUCCCGGCAUCAGACCUUAUGGGCUGCUUUCCCAAGCACCCGGGCUUCCGCCGCUGUAUGCGGACUACAUCCCCACGUGUCCGUGCACCGGCAGCGAGCUCGCGUCUCCCGCGCGACUGCUGAGUCCAACUACGGAGGCGGAGGGGGCGGGCUUAAGACAACACCCCACCCAGGGGCGUGAGCCGAUGGCGGACCCCCUCCGGCUCUGCCUGGCCCCACCCCCAGCCAUGUCCUCGGGCGUUUGAGGCCGCGGAGAUUGACGUGAAUCCGCGCGCCUUCGUCUGAGCGUGCGCGCGCCCGAGUGCGUGCGUCACCAGUGUCGGCUCCCGAGGGCUGGGCAGCCGGCUGCCGGUGUUGCGGAACAGGAACGGCGGCGGCGAGAAGAAGAUUGAACAGAAGUCGACCGUGUGGGGAGUUGGCGUGACCCAGCUGGAUGUGACCACCAGGACAGAAUGGUGCUGGACUCAGGGGCUCAGGUGUAUGAGCAGGCACCCCCCAGCCCGCCAUCCAGUCCCUCAUCCUUGGGCCAUAGGCUGAGGCCCUCAGACCGAGAUGGGACAGCACCGUACCCCUGGCCUCGGUCCCUGGCCUUGCCCCUGGCUCUCUCAGUCCGCUCAGCCCUGCGGCCCCGGCCUGAGCUGCAGCCCUUCUCAGAGCUGCACUUGGGCCACCGUGGCCACAUGCGUCGCAGUGAGAGCACCUACACUGUAAACAGUAUUGGCUGGCGGGGGGGCAGCACCCAGGGUCGGGCACCACCUGGACGGGGACGGGACCCAGGUGGGGGCACCCUGCGGCCUGCGGCCUCCCUGCCUCACAUUGCUAAGACUCGAAAGGAUGCAGGCCGUGGUGCCAGCAAGAGCCCCUGCAUGUUGGUGGCUCUGCGGCCAACCAACAUGGACCGUGAGCGGGACAAGUUCUUCCAGUCCCAUUACACCUACAACCCACAGUUCGAGUACCAGGAGCCCAUGCCUACGGCCGUGCUGGAGAAGUACUGUGAGGCCUCUGGACAGUUCCUCCGUCAGGCACUUGGCAUCAUUGAGGCUGUCCUAGAGAAGUUUGGUACCUAUGAACACUUUGAGGCUGCGACUGGGGGCCAGCUGCUGACCAAGUGCCAGAUCUGGUCCAUUGUGCGCAAAUACAUGCAGAAGGAGGGCUGCGCUGGGGAGGUUGUGGUGCAGCUGAGUGAGGACCUGCUGUCCCAGGCAGUGAUGAUGGUGGAGAACAGCCGACCAACAUUGGCCAUCAACCUGACUGGAGCCCGCCAGUAUUGGUUGGAGGGCAUGCUGCGGCACGAGAUAGGUACCCACUACCUGCGGGGCGUGAACAACGCGCGGCAGCCGUGGCACAGCGCCGAGGGCCGGCUGCAGUAUGGGCUGCGGCCAGCGAACCCCACCGAGGAGGGCCUGGCCAGCCUGCACAGUGUGCUGUUCCGCAAGCAGCCCUUCCUGUGGCGCGCCGCGUUGCUCUACUACACCAUCCACCGCGCCGCGCACAUGUCCUUCCGCCAGCUGUUCCAGGACCUGGCGCGCUACGUGCAGGAUGCCGAUGUGCGCUGGGAGUACUGCGUGCGCGCCAAGCGCGGCCAGACUGACACCUCACUGCCCGGCUGCUUCAGCAAGGAUCAGGUGUACCUGGAUGGCAUUGUGCGCAUUCUGCGGCAUCGCCAGACCAUCGAUUUCCCGCUGCUGACCUCGCUGGGCAAGGUGUCCUAUGAGGAUGUAGAUCACCUUCGGCCCCAUGGGGUGCUGGACAACACCCGGGUGCCCCACUUCAUGCAGGACUUAGCACGCUACCGGCAGCAGCUGGAGCACAUCAUGACCACCAACCGGCUGGAUGAGGCAGAGCUGGGCCGCCUGCUGCCUGAUGACUGAUACUGGUUGAGGGCUACAGGCAGAGGCCCUGGAAAGAGGGCUCCAGAUCAGCCCCCAGAACAUGAAGCUGGCUGCUCUGUGCUUCCACAGCCUGCGUGUUUCUUGGGGAAUGGGGAGGGCAGAAGCAUUUCAGGAGGGAGGAGAGGCAAAAGCAGAGAGUUUGUGUCCCUUGCUAGCCUCCCUGGACCCUGAAGGCCAACAGCAGCAUGUCAGGCAAACUAAAUCUGCCCUCCUGUCUCCAGCUGCCUUUUGAGCCGAGGAAAAGCCUGGGGGCAGAAGGGAAGCUGAGAAUGGAUGGGGAUGGGGGGUGGCUUGGGAGUAGAAACUUGUUCUUGCAUGAGAUGGCUUUGGGAGUCUGCAUACUCCAGUCUUUUCCUCCCCCACCUGGCCCCUUGGUGCUCCUUCAGCUUUCAUGCUGUCUACCUCUCACUGGGUCCUGGUGGGGAUCUCCCUUCUUCUGGGGUGACUGCCUGAGCCUGAGGUCCUGGCUUUCACACAGACUCAAGGAGCAGGGAUCCUGGUAGUAGAGACCCAGCUGGGCUGGGGUGUGCUUUCCAACAUUUUGCCUCUCCCACUGUCAUGUAUUUAUUCCUUAUUUAUGUGCUCUACUUACUGGGGCUGGGACGCAGCAGCUUCUGAAGGUUCAGUGGAGGGAACAGGGCUCCUCUGGAAGGCACCGAUUGUUCCUAGCUACACACACACACACACACACACACACACACACACACACACACCUGCACUGGCCCCUACUGUCCCUGUCUUUGCCCACACCCUCACAGCUGGUCUCUGGCAGAGGUUGGCAUAGCCUGGCAGCAGCCACAAUCAAGCCUGAGGGGCAGGCCCCUCGUUGUUCCUAGUUCUGAGCCCCUCCUAGACCAGGAGAGGUGCCAAGAUGAUUGUUGCUUCCAGUUUCACCUCAGACUCGGCUGUGUGAGGUUGACCCUGUCCUACUCCCUCCCUUGGCCUUAGUUUUCCCAUCUGAAAACUUGGAAACACAGCUGGAAAGUCCUUAUUCAUUUAGUCAGUGAAUAUGUAUAGAGCGUCUUCUGUGUACCAGUUAACUGGUCACAACCCUCACUGAGCUCCCAGUCCUGAGAGAAG
Messenger RNA from Physeter macrocephalus (sperm whale), 3017 nucleotides. It is a transcript of the gene MATCAP1, whose product is annotated as microtubule associated tyrosine carboxypeptidase 1. The transcript is spliced from 7 exons. Lineage: Eukaryota; Metazoa; Chordata; Mammalia; Artiodactyla; Physeteridae. The coding region runs from base 498 to 1916 and encodes 472 amino acids. The record is from RefSeq and is a predicted model, not a curated record.